AUGCCCUCUCCGCAGCCGCACUCGGUGGCCUCCGAGCUGCUCGUGAAGGACAGCAUCCUCGUUGUUCCGGCGCCACCCCUGUCCAUUGCCACAGUUGGAGAUGUAGUGUGGAUCGCCUUCUCGGACGGAAAGGUUGAGGUGCGCAACUCGCGCACCGGUGAGGUGGUGCGCCGCUUUGAGCCAGCCAUAUCUGCAGUGCCCACAUCUGCCCUCACUGGCUCAGCUGCCAUCGGUGUCGGGGGUUCUACUGGCAUGCUCGCGCUGCUGAAGCAACACAGCAGUGAGAGUGCCGCGACCACGCACACCACCAACAGCGCCACUAUUGUGUGUGCACUCCUCGCGGUACCGACGGUGGACGGCGACACGCAUGUGUGGAUGGGCCUAUCCAACGGCUGUAUUGAGGUGCACGAUGGUAGCACGUUUUCUAGCAGCAGUGGUGAGACCGCCGUCAACGUGUCGAAUCGCCCUUCCCCACACGGCCUCAUCGCUCUACUGCGCAAACAUACAGCAGCCGUGACGAGCCUCGCAGAGUUCGGCGGCUAUGUCUACUCGGGCAGCGAAGACCGCCAGAUUCUGCAAUGGCGUGCGUGCCGCCUCAUGUGCGCUCGUCUCUUCAGCAGUCACUGCCCGCAUGAUGGGUCGGUACGCUGCUUGUACGCAGAGGGCAGCACACUUGUCUCCGGAUCCGACGACUGCACGGUGAAGGUCUGGGACAUCGGCGAGGGUACUAUGCGGCUGACAGGGUACUUCCACUCGCAAAGCGGUGGGGUGCUGGCACUGUGCCGUGUUGGGGAGCUCAUGUGGUCUGGAGACGCGUCUGGGCAGGUGGUGCGGUGGCAUCUUCGCACCUGCGAAGCAGUUGGCAUCCACGUCCCGCACAGUGGCCGCGUGCUGUCGCUCUGCCGCGUUGGACAUCGGGUCUAUUCCGGCUCCUCGGAUGGCACCAUGGGCAUUUUCGAUGCUGGUAGUGGGCAGUUGCUACAGCACAUCACGGAUCAGGUACUGGGUUGGGUGGUGGCUGUCGAGUGCCCUGCCAAACUGUCCCGGUUUGUCGUGUGGUCUGCCAGCGCCGACGGUGCUGUGCGGUGCUGGUACCAAGACGAGUACGCAAGUAUGACAGCAGACGAGGUGCGCUUCAACGAUGGUUCGUGGUACGCCUCAGGCUCCACCCCAUACCGCGAGUUCCGUGCCGCUGUCGGGCAGCGCACGCAGCGGCUGAAGAAGCAGCUGGAAGCUAUCGAGCAUCGGGAUAACCAGGCCAUGGCGCUGCUGCGCCACUGCAGCACGGUUUUCGGCGGCGGUGGCGCGGGGGUAGAGACGCAGCUGCAGUCGCUGCGUGACCAACUCACUAAGGUAGAAGAACGGUGCCGCGUCGCAGAGGAGCGUGUGGCAGCAAAACGCCACACGGUAGCACAGAUGGAUCGAGAUAUUGCCUCGACACUGGCACUGCUGCAAAACGCGCGAUGUGAGAUAAAUCUGCUCCUUCCUGGGGAGGCGGAGCGGGUGCUGGCCAGCUUGCCAGCGCUGACCACAGAUGACCUCGUUGCCUACACACCAACGCCAGCGUUGGCGAUGCUCGACACGGCCUCUGCAGCACCGCCUAUCACCACAACCACCUCAGGUAGUAGCGCAACUGCUCCUCCGCCACCCUCCUCGUCACUGAUUCACCCGCUACCGCUUCCCACGGUGACAGUACCGGGAUCGGCAGCUGCAACAUCCGCGUCACCGCCGGCGCUGGCGGUCACAACGUCAACACUAGGCGUGGGCGGACCACUGACCUGCGCUCCACCAUCCCUCCCGCCGUCUGUGACCGUGAUACCGCUGCCGGGAAGCGGUGAAAACGCCGCGUCAGUGACUGGAGGCGCCCUUCCGCAGCCGCCAUCGUCCUCAUUGACCAUGGCUGCUGCGUCUGGGCUAGCAUCGACCGACGGUACAGCUCCAGCCGACGGCACUGCAGCUGCAGUUGCUGGUGCUGGUACGGCCCCUGGAGCGGCGGCUGCCACAGCCGAAAAGCGACCUGGCGCGGCCCCCCCUCCAGACGACGGCGUUACCUGGACAAACCCGAACGUUGGGAAUUACAUUCAGCGCCGCUACUACGGUGCCUCGCCGAGCCUGCGCACAACCGAUCUAAUGAAGCAGGAGCGGCGCCGCGGGCGCCUACCGCAGGUGAAGGUAGAGGCGCUGCAGAGAGGCCCCUCUCGCCCCCGCGUGCCGCCAACGGUGCGCGAGGCGAAAUCCCGCUCCGCCAGUGCCGAUGCGAAGUGGGCGACAACCACCACGGCAACGACAACAAGCGUGAUCAAGACGAGCUCAACAAAGGCUGCUGCAUGA
Messenger RNA from Leishmania braziliensis MHOM/BR/75/M2904, 2331 nucleotides. RefSeq lists its product as hypothetical. The transcript has a single exon. Bases 1 to 2331 code for a protein of 776 amino acids. The record is from RefSeq and is a predicted model, not a curated record. Lineage: Eukaryota; Euglenozoa; Kinetoplastea; Trypanosomatida; Trypanosomatidae. Gene Ontology annotation, molecular function: protein binding.